Messenger RNA from Trichomycterus rosablanca, 3977 nucleotides. It is a transcript of the gene elk3, whose product is annotated as ETS transcription factor ELK3. The transcript is spliced from 6 exons. Gene Ontology annotation, biological process: cell differentiation; regulation of transcription by RNA polymerase II. The record is from RefSeq and is a predicted model, not a curated record. NCBI's taxonomy places the organism in Eukaryota, Metazoa, Chordata, Actinopteri, Siluriformes, Trichomycteridae. Gene Ontology annotation, cellular component: nucleus. The coding region runs from base 330 to 1520 and encodes 396 amino acids. Gene Ontology annotation, molecular function: DNA-binding transcription factor activity, RNA polymerase II-specific; sequence-specific DNA binding.
AGAGGAAGUGAGCCGGCUCUCUGUCUGCUGCACUCACUUCCUGCUCUGCUCGCUCACACACACACACACACACACACACACACACACACAGAGAGAGAGAGAGAGAGAGAGAGAGAAAACAGUCGGGAUCCCAUUACAGUCGGGCUGUGCUGCCGAGACGGCCGACAGUAUGGAAAAACAGGGCUUUUUUACGGAAUUCUAUUUAAUACACUAAAAAGGAAGAAGAAGACAGGCGGAAACAUGUCAAAUACUUUCCUAAAAGAAGCCACAUUGAAAUCAAGGAGUUCCAUCUGCCAAUAAACCCUGUCAGAGAUAUCCACACCACAGAUAUGGAGAGUGCCAUCACGUUGUGGCAAUUCCUGCUGCAGCUGCUUCUCGACCAGAGCCACAAGCACCUGAUCUGCUGGACGUCUAACGAUGGCGAGUUCAAGCUGCUUAAGUCGGAGGAGGUGGCCAAACUGUGGGGCCUGCGCAAGAACAAGACCAACAUGAACUACGACAAACUCAGCCGGGCUCUGCGCUAUUACUAUGACAAGAAUAUUAUCAAAAAGGUGAUUGGACAGAAGUUUGUAUACAAAUUUGUCUCCUUUCCUGAAAUUCUAAAAAUGGAUCCUCAGGCAGUGGAGCUUGGUCGAGAGGGGUGCAGCGUUAUGCUACAAGAUGCUGAUUCUGAUAGUGGAGAGGGGGAGGACUCUCCAAAACUCUCUCUGUCGUCACUGCGAAGCCCCACUGGAAGAAACGAAUAUCUUCAUUCUGGCCUGUACUCAUCUUUUACUGUGAGUUCCCUGCAAGGCCCACCACCUUCGCUGCUACAUGCAGUCAAAAUGGAGAAACAGAGAGGGGCAGAGCGAGGGGAAGAGGCACCCACCGUGAUUCGGUUCGUUACCAAUCGAUCAGAAAAACCGGUGCCCCUCCCAUUGUCUCCUGCCUCCACCUCUUCUGAGGUUUUCUUCAACUCGAAAGCCUCGCCCCAUUCCUCACGAUCGUCCUCCCCUUCUUAUAGCCCGUCCUAUGAGCGGAGGCUGAUCCAGGACGCUCGGACGGACGAAUCGGAGCAGAACGCUCAGCCUCUCAAUUUAUCGUCCAGCCACAGGGAGCGAGCCCUAACCCAGGCCUCAUCCCAUGAGAGGAGGAGCAGCACCAAUGGACUUCCUCCUAAAGCUCGCAAACCUAAAAGUCUGGAAAUCUCAGCCCCAUCCAUACUGCUUUCAGGAAAUGAUCUGGGCUCUAUUGCCCUUAACAGCCCUGCACUGCCCUCAGGGUCUCUCACGCCAGCCUUCUUUACUGCACAGACUCCUUCUGGUUUGCUUCUGGCUCCAAGCCCUCUCCUCUCGUCCAUUCAUUUCUGGAGCAGUCUUAGUCCGGUUGCUCCACUCAGUCCAGCUCGACUACAGGGACACAGCUCCCUCUUCCAGUUUCCGACUCUGCUGAACGGACCUCUCCCCAUGCCUCUCCCCAGCCUGGACUCCUCAACCUCUUCUUCCUCACUCCUCCUCUCCUCUAGUACACCCAAAUCCUGAUUCCAACCCCGUCUACCCAUCUACAACCACAUACACACGUAAUACUUGCUGAAAAGUCAAGGUUGCACUACACCUCCUCGUGGGUAGCUUUACCACAGAAAAAGCCACGACCAUUUCAUUUAAGUGAAAACAGCAAUAUUAAAGAAAAAGAAAAUUUCAACCAGAACUUAGGCUGUAUACCAAACUGCUCAUGUGGUAGAGUUUUAUGAUGCCAAAGGAAGCAAAGAAUGCACCAGUAAGCCUUUGGAAAUACAGCCCUCACUUUUACAGUUUCAUUCAAAGCAGAGUCAAAGCAUUUUCAUUACAUUUUUGUAUAUAUGACUUGAGAUUAAGACACAUGCAGGAGUGCUGAAUCAUACCCAGUACAGCGGAAAUACAAAGCAAAUGAGGUCUCUUUGGCUAUGUUUAAACAGGCAGCUCAAAUUAAUCUCCUUGUAUGUUUUCUUUUUUUUUUUAUUUCAUACUGAUUAAGGUCAGGACGGCAUUGGUGGUUCAGUGGGUAGCACUCAUCUCACAGCUAGAAGGUCCUGGGUUCGAUUCCCAGGUGGAGCGAUCCGGGUCCUUUCUGUGUGAAUGUUUUCCCUGAGCAGUUCUCUCCUACAGUCCAAAGACAUGCAGUCAGGUUAAUCUUUUUUCCCCAAUUUUUAUCCCCCAGUCUAGUCGUGUCCAAUUACCCUGAAUGCGUUUUCUAUACUGAUUCGACCCUUCACCGCUGACUGAGGACACCUCUCAACUGACAUGCGCCCCCUCCGGUACGCAUAGUCAGUACAGAUAGUGCAUCUUUCACCUGCACGAGUCGAGUUUAUAUACUUGACGGGCACUGUGCACGGAGGGCCACACCCCCAUCAGCAUUAUUCCUCAGCCCUGUGCAGGCGCCAUCAGUCAGCCAGCAGGGGCCGCAGUCGCACCAGUUAUGAGGACCUGUGAUCUGACUAACAACCCUGAACAACAGCCAAUCGUUGUUCAUACUGCCGCCCAGCCCAGCCUAGUCGGAAAGGCAGAGCUGAGGUUCGAUACAAUGUAUUCGAAACCCCAACUCUGGUGAGCUAACGUAUUUUACCGCUGCGCCACCUGAACGGCUUCCAGUCAGGUUAAUAUUAAAAUUGCCCUUAGAUGUGUGUGUGUUAAGGUGUGAAUAUGUUUGUGUGUCUACCCUGCAAUGAACAGGCACCCUGUCCAGGGUGUUUUUGUGUGCCUUGCGCCCACUGAAUGCAGGGAUAGGCUUCAGCACACCCCCGCAACCCUGAUUAGGGUAAGCAGCUUAGAAAGUGAGUAAAUGAGUGAUUAAGGUUGUGUGGAGCCACCCUCCAUCACAAGGUUGGACUACACCUUGGACAAGGCACACAUUCUCUCACACCUAGAUACAAUUAAGAGGAGCCAUUUCUUCCAAUUAAAGUAUUGGGAUUAUAAAUGUACAAUCUGGCUAGAUGUUAGUAAAAAUAUUUGUGGGUAAAAAUGUGCCAAGUCUUUGGGAUUUUCAGUCUUUUUGUUUUAUAUGAUUCAGACUCAUUAAAAUGAAUUAAAGGCUAAUUAUAACAUUUUUCUAAAUGCUUACAUUAGUCAGUUGUUCAGAAUUAUUAAAUAGCACAUCAUGGUCUUAAAGGCUGCCAUGUCAGGUUUAAUACCACAUAUAUUAGUGAUCAAACCAAAAUUAAAAAAGUCAGAAUCAACUAAAUUUUGUAAGUCUUGCCAUCUUUAAAUAGACCAAUCAGACUGACACUGAGAGGGGAAAACUCAUCUAACUCAAAACUCAACUCAUCCCAUUUUACCCUGCAGUGUGAACAGGUAAAGCUCUAGAUUUCCCUACAUAUAUUACAUACAUAUAAAGACAAAAGAUAAACUCCAAGUGUACGACAAGCAGGCGUGCCGGGACAUUAUUUAGGAUUCCUGCAUUGUUGUUACUUGGGGUCCUUCUAGGAUCAUCCCAACCUUCACUAUGUUCAUUCCUGGUUACAAUUCAGCACAUCUCCACCAGAGUCCCACCAUUGGUGCUUUGACCAGUGUAGAUUCUUUUAUCAACUACAUCUUUCCACUUCAGUGAAACUAAGAGCUAAUCGAGUCUACUCAUGACAUCCUGUAUCAGAGGGAUCUUUGUAACAUCUGGAUGAAUUUUUUUUAGGUUUUAUAAUCUCUUUCCAAGGCUGUGAAUCAGGUUUUCUGUUUAACGUGUCUGGUAUUGUAUUGUAUAUUAAUGUAUUGUAUGCACUGUGCUUUAAACGACCGGCUGUGCCUUCUCUGUGUAAGAAUGUGUAAAUGUAUUAUUUUACCUGCUUUAUAAAAUCAAAAUGUUUUGUAAUAGACGAAUUCCAACAGCAUAUUGGAAAGAAAGUGUUGUAACGGCUUUGUUAUUUUUCAUUACGGAAUCGAAAAUCAAAUGUAUUCUCAUAUUAAUUUUAUAUUUUUGCUUUCUGAGUCAAUGAAAUGUUCCUGUUUUAAAUAAAAUGUACAUUGAUUGUA